Molecule: messenger RNA, 819 nt
Organism: Bacillus rossius redtenbacheri
Lineage: Eukaryota; Metazoa; Arthropoda; Insecta; Phasmatodea; Bacillidae
Gene: slx1
Product: structure-specific endonuclease subunit slx1
Exons: 4
Coding region: 42-815 (257 amino acids)
Biological process (GO): double-strand break repair via homologous recombination
Cellular component (GO): Slx1-Slx4 complex
Molecular function (GO): crossover junction DNA endonuclease activity; 5'-flap endonuclease activity
Source: RefSeq, a predicted model, not a curated record
GUUGGUUAUACGGGAAGCGAUUUGAAUAUUUGAAAUUAAUAAUGGAUAAUGAAAUUGCUGGAACUAGAACGUUUUUCGGCGUUUACUUGCUAUUUUGUACAAACAUUAAAUACAAAGGUCGGACAUAUAUAGGAUAUACUGUUAAUCCGAAUAGAAGAAUAAAACAACAUAAUAAGGGCAAAAAGUCUGGAGGUGCUUGGCGAACAAGCAAUAAAGGGCCAUGGGAAAUGGUUUUGAUUAUCCAUGGGUUUCCAAAUGAUAUUUCUGCAUUAAGGUUUGAAUGGGCAUGGCAACAUCCGUACAGAUCACGACGACUGAAACACAUUUCUAAGAAGAAGCCAAAUGAAAAAAUGUAUGAUUUUUGCUUUAGAAUCUUAACCGAAAUGCUUCAAGUGGGACCAUGGAAUCGUUUGCCUCUUACUAUUCAGUGGUUGAAACAAGAGUAUGCUAGAGAUUUUCCUGUAAACGGUUUGCCACCUCUGCACAUGGCCAUUGCUUUUGGCCCUUUAAGUGAUUUUGAGGAUGAUUCCAGUAGUACUUCAAGUGUGUCUAGUGAUUGUGAUGCUGUGGUUUCAGAAUUAAAAAAGAAAGAAAAUAAAAAUGAAGUAGGACAUGAGUGUUACUUGUGUAAUAAAAUAAAUAUACAGAAAUAUGCUGUUACGUGCCCAAUAUGUGCAGUAUUUAUGCAUAUUAUUUGUGUUGCAGAUGUUUUCUUACAUAAUGAAGACCUUAUUCCUGUCUCUGGAAAUUGUCCAGCAUGUAAGGCCAUAGUGCUUUGGAGAGACUUGGUACAAAAUAAAGCUCUAUUUUCUUAACCCA